Molecule: messenger RNA, 2296 nt
Organism: Aquila chrysaetos chrysaetos
Lineage: Eukaryota; Metazoa; Chordata; Aves; Accipitriformes; Accipitridae
Gene: TMEM156
Product: transmembrane protein 156
Exons: 7
Coding region: 13-984 (323 amino acids)
Source: RefSeq, a predicted model, not a curated record
UGCUUCAGUGACAUGUGCUUGCUUUUGAGAAAACCAGAACUCUUCAGAUUAGUACUUGGAAUAAUUACCAUGUUUAUUUUAUGUUUACCUGAAUUUUUCAAAAUCCAUGAAGCUAACACUGUAAUUGUGUCAUGCAUGGAUACCUGUUCAUCAAAUAACACCACUUUUCCACUUUGUACUUUUAACAAUUCUUGCAAAAGAUCAGUGCAACACAGAAGAGAAAACCAGACUAUUUUACUGAAGGCCAUUGUAAAUCAUUCCAAUUUCCAAAAUAUUCCAUGUAUUUGCCAGUCCUCCAGGAGGGAACAACAGUCCCAUACUGAACACACAGAGUGUGAAUCCAAGAGAGAUGUGAAUGUUGAUGAUCAAGGAUCAGGGUCAGUAGCUAAAAAAACAAAAGGCUCACUUGAACUGGAAACAGAAGAUGUUAUUGAUUUUUAUAAAUAUUUUAAUUUCACUACGGUUUCUGAGAAAGAAGAAGUAGAGCGUAAUACUUACUACCUGCUGGAAAUCCACAUCAGCAAUUCUAUAGUUGAAGGAAGAAAUGCAGCUGAAGAAUACCUAAAUCAUUCCUGUCUAGUGGCAAUGAUGGAAGACCAAAAUGACUGUAUAAAUAUUUCACUGCAACUGAAGUCUUACGUGGAAUAUCCAAUGUGUAUGACGAAGAUCGUUUGGCUCACUAUGAUUCCAGUAGUUUUUGUGUUUACUAUUUCAAUUGUCAUCUACAAAAUAGUCCAAGAAAAUGAACAAAACUGUUGUAAACACAGAGUAGCAGUAUCAGUUUCUACUAUUCUAAGAAGAAAGGGUUCCAGACAUGAAAGAAGAACCAUAUCUGCUACUAAAAUUCAUCCUUUUCCUGUGAAAACCAGCAAACAACAGAUUCCACUUACUGCACAGACCACAAAGAUACUGCCCAUAAUUCCUGAACAAGAGCAUUGUCAUGUGGGUGCAUCAACUGUAGAAGUUUCAGAUGUCACUAUAUGAAAUAUCAUUACUAUUGGAUGAAAGAAGACACAUCAUACACCACAGAAGCAAGCAUCUCCAUUUCCAGUUUGGGGAGCUAUGUCAUCCGUCCUUUCAUGAGAAUGCCAACUAUGCAUUUUAGUUGAGAAGCUUCAUUUUAUCCAUCACCAGAACUAUUUGGUAUUAAGAAAAUACAAAUGAUGGACAAAUGUGUUUUGCUGUAGAAACAACUUCAAUAGGAGAGUACAGAUCUCACCUCUAUUUUCAGUUCAUUCAGGAUUUAUACUUAAUCAUAUGGUUGUGAGAUAUCUUUGCAAUAAUUUCAUUUUCUAUCAGAGAUACCUAAGUCUGUUUAAAGAUAGAAAUUACCCUCUACUUUCGUGAAAUGAGCACAGUUUUCAACCUAUUUAAUGCUCUAGGUGACUAAGAUGCUUGAAAGAUACAAUUUCUGGCUGUUGAGGAAGGUGGCCGAAGGAUCAUAGAAGGAGAGAAUUCUGCAGUGCAUUUUAAUUUCUGCGGUAAACCAGGAAGACCUUCAUAAAUUCUGCAACAUCUUGGUGGAUAAAGAAAAAAAAGUGGAAAAAUAGUCAUUUGCCUUCAAACCACCAAAUCGUUAUUAGUGUUUUUUAAUAACUCAUUAAGACACCAAAUGGGUUUCGUACUUUUUGAUAAAUUGUGUUUCUAUCUUUUGUACUAGCUUAGGUCAUUAGCAUUCAGACUCAUUAUCUCCUGGAACUUUUCCUUACUUUCCAUUUAUUACUGCUCCUCUGAGUGUACUGGAGCUGUUUGGGCUUGAGCAGGGUCCCAAACUCAUUCGGUGCUAACACAUUAUUUGUGGGUACAAUUUAACCAUCAGUUACUAGGCAGAGACAGAAAUUGCAGAGCCAGGACUUCAGACUCCCUCGUGCUAAAUCCAUUAGGAUGAACAGAUUGUAAACUGCCCAUUGCAAAUAUGAUAUGCAGCAAUUUAGCAUCAUGUUAAUACUUCAUAACCUCCAUCCCUUCCAUUUAUACAGCUUUUCCCUCCUGAAGCUUUCUGAAAUUGCUUCUGCAGUCAUUAUACUGCACCAAGCAGUUCAGAUUUAAUAGGAAUAGUUGUGAACAUUAGCUUCUGAAUGAUUUGAGGCCAUAUGGAAUUUUUUAUAUUUAGUUGGGUAAGUCUGAAGCAUUUGUUUCUAUUGUUUGUUACCAUCUUAUAAAAAAAAUCAGAAAAAUACUGACUUUCUUGAUUCGGGGGCUUUUGAGGCUUUAUUGCUUAUCUGUGGUAAUAACUUAAAGCUUUUCAGAAAUGGAUUUUUUAAUACAGUCUAUAAAAUAAACCUCUCACAAUUUG